CGGAUGGGUGCCACGUUGCGUGGGAGACUGGGAGCACAGGCAAACGAAGCAAGCCCCCUCCGGCCCUCUUAUCCUCUUCCUCUCGCGACGGCGGUGGCGCCGAGGGCACCCAGGCCUCAUUCCACCUUACCACGCAGGUUCAUAAGAUCGCUGCCAUCCUCCGCCUCCUCCCCCGGCCUCUCCCUCGGUGACGAACUCUAACCUGCCUGGAUUGUUCCACGAGUUCUGCCAUUGUCGUCUUCCCUUCUGCCGUAACUGUGCUUUGUGCAAGGCCGGGUUUAUACAAAAUGGUUCUCUGUCAAGGCUUAUCUGCUGGGCAGGGGCAGCUGCUUGCUUUUCCUGCUGCGAAGCCUCCUCUCUUGAGAAGAUCUUGCAUUCGUAUCCCAGCGGGAUCACCAGGUCUAAAGAGUGCUCGGCUUUCAUCCGAGAGGAAGAAAUUUUCGGUGCAAGCUGUACGAGCCGGCACUGGUUUUCUUCACCAUGACAUGCUCACAUCAUCUCUGAUGGAGGGUUCGAUGAAGGGCAUUCCAUCAUUAUUGACCCGGCAGAAUCAGCGCCGAAUAUCGGAAGUUGGCUGUCGAGCUUCCUCUCUAGCAGCAUUCAGCUACCCUGAAUUGACUUCCAAGCCCAGAUGGUGGUGGAGAACCCUUGCAUGUGUGCCGUACUUGCUGCCACUCCACAACAUGUGGUCGUAUGCCGAUGUCAUCUACCAGUUGCACACGUACUUGCAGGGCUUUUCAUUGGUUUAUACUUUCAUCGACACCAUGACACUGCUUCCAGGGUGGCUCCUGCUGGUGAUAUUUAUGACCGUGUACUUCUUCGUGGUGAGACGCAAGUGGUCACCCCACUUCAUGAGGUUCCAUGUGAUCUUGGCCAUCCUCCUGGACACCGGCUCCCAAGCAGUGGCAACAAUGUGCACCUGGAUGCCCAGCUUUGUGUAUCAGGGGAAGCCCAUGCAGUAUUUCUGGAUGGCCAUUGCUUUCAUGCAGAUCUUCACGGUGCUAGAGUGCAUGCGAUGUGCUCUCUGUGGGAUGUAUCCGAACGUUCCUUUCAUAUCCCACACAGCCUUCAUCCAUUCUGAUCUGAAUCUCUUCAGGUAGCCACCUGCUCACCAUGUCGGGUUUUUGAUAUCAGAAGGAUGGAAAGUGAGAUGGAGGUGCAAAUAGGUAGUACUUUUUUUUUGCAGUAGCUACUUACAGUUCUAUAGACUGUUUUGUUUAUACUUAAAUUUUGAAGUCUCGUUGUAAUUGCCAGGAUCGUGACCUUUUUCCGUUAUGACAAAAUCCAAAUAGUGACGCGAUUGAUUAUUGCAUCGGUUGAA
Molecule: messenger RNA, 1321 nt
Organism: Aegilops tauschii subsp. strangulata
Lineage: Eukaryota; Viridiplantae; Streptophyta; Magnoliopsida; Poales; Poaceae
Product: protein TIC 20-I, chloroplastic
Source: RefSeq, a predicted model, not a curated record